AUGGCGCAAGAUUCAAUAUCAUCAACAAAUUCCCUAAUUCUACAAGCUAUAGUUGGAAUGCUAAUAGGAAUCUUAGGAAUAUUUGUAGGAGUUUGUUGUAGUUUCUAUUGCCUGCGCAAACAAGGUUAUACCUUUCCCACCGAUUAUAAACUCAUGGGAAGAGGAAAAAACAUAGUCGUACCUAAAGGAGCUGAAAAGCGUAAGCCGCCGCGAAUACCUUCGCUCCACUUUGAUAAUGAUAACGAUGAAUAUUUAACAUCGAAUCCAUCUGAACAAAUUGUUAUAGUGAGACAUGGUUCUGCCGCUGAUUUUCCGGAAACCGCAGAAUCUUUUCAGGAUUUAUCACUUUCAGUUCCUCAUGCAGUUUAUGGAUCUGCUUCUGCCUCAGCUUCUAUGACCAAUAUUGCCUCGGCCCAACAAAAAUCCGCCCGGUCUUCUGAUAAUGAAAGUCAAGAAAUGACGAGAUCUCAUUCAAGAUGA
Funneliformis mosseae is the source of this 480-nucleotide messenger RNA. Lineage: Eukaryota; Fungi; Glomeromycota; Glomeromycetes; Glomerales; Glomeraceae. The record is from the annotation of a GenBank genome assembly.